AUGAUGCUCACUCUCCGCCCCGCCGUCGCCGCCCGCACUGCGUUCCGCCAGUAUGCCCGUGCCAUGUCCACCCAGGCCGAGCCCAUGGUCCUCACCUCGCGCUCCGAGUCUGGCAAGGUCGCUAUCCUCACCCUCAACCGCCCCAAGGCCCUCAACGCCCUCUCGACCCCGCUCUUCGACCAGCUCAACGCCGAGCUCGAGAAGGCUGACGCGGACGAGUCGGUCCGCGCCAUCGUUCUCACCGGCGGUGAGAAGGUGUUCGCUGCCGGUGCCGACAUCAAGGAGAUGAAGGACAAGCAGUUCGCUGAGGCUUACAAGAACAACUUCCUCGGCACCUGGGCCAAGCUUGCCGACAUUCGCAAGCCCAUCAUCGGCGCCGUUGCUGGUUACGCUCUUGGCGGUGGCUGUGAGCUUGCCAUGAUGACCGACUUCAUCGUCUGCACCCCCAAGGCCGUCUUCGCCCAGCCCGAGAUCACCCUCGGCAUCAUCCCCGGCGGUGGUGGCUCGCAGCGCCUCGUCACCCUCAUUGGCAAGGGCCGCGCCAUGGACAUGGUCCUCACCAACCGCAAGGUCAGCGGUGUCGAGGCUGGCCAGUGGGGUCUCGCCUCGCGCGUCACCGAGGACGGCCAGUCGGUCGUUGAGGAGGCCGUCAAGGUUGCCGACGGUAUCGCCAAGUUUGGUGUUGUCGCCGCCCAGGCCGGCAAGGAGGCCGUCAACGCCGCCCUCGAGCUCCCCCUCGCCCAGGGUCUCCGCCUCGAGCGCCGUCUCUUCCAGGCUCUCUUCGCUACCGCCGACCAGAAGGAGGGCAUGGCCGCCUUUGCCGAGAAGCGCAAGCCCACCUGGACCGACAACUAG
This is a messenger RNA of Apiotrichum porosum, 855 nucleotides long. RefSeq lists its product as uncharacterized. The record is from RefSeq and is a predicted model, not a curated record. Bases 1 to 855 code for a protein of 284 amino acids. The transcript has 3 exons. NCBI's taxonomy places the organism in Eukaryota, Fungi, Basidiomycota, Tremellomycetes, Trichosporonales, Trichosporonaceae. Gene Ontology annotation, cellular component: mitochondrion. Gene Ontology annotation, molecular function: enoyl-CoA hydratase activity. Gene Ontology annotation, biological process: fatty acid beta-oxidation.